Molecule: messenger RNA, 1454 nt
Organism: Rosa rugosa (rugosa rose)
Lineage: Eukaryota; Viridiplantae; Streptophyta; Magnoliopsida; Rosales; Rosaceae
Product: MDIS1-interacting receptor like kinase 2-like
Exons: 2
Coding region: 9-1037 (342 amino acids)
Biological process (GO): protein phosphorylation
Molecular function (GO): protein binding; protein kinase activity; ATP binding
Source: RefSeq, a predicted model, not a curated record
CAUCACAAAUGAGCAAGCUGCAGAGCUUGGAGGAUCUGAAUCUAUCCCGCAACAAUCUUUCUGGUGUCAUUCCAACAUCUUUUGGUGAAAUGCCUGGCUUGUUGCACAUUGACAUGUCCUACAAUCAGUUCAAGGGCACCAUCCCUGACAGCAAAGCAUUUCAAAAUGCUUCCUUGGAAGGGAAUAAUGGAUUGUGUGGCAAUGUUGUAGGACUGCAACCCUGCAAUCCUUCUGCAGGAAAUAAAAGUACCUCAAAUAAGGACAGAAAGCUAGUGUUUUUAAUCGUGUUCCCUGUUUUGGGAGUAUUUUUACUUGCUUUACUUGGAAUUGCCUUAAUUAGAAGAAGAAGAAAGAAACACCAACACACAGAAGAGAGCUAUGUGCAAAAUGAAGUCUUUGCAAUAGCAAAUUUUGAUGGAAGAAAAAUGUAUGGAGAAAUCAUGGAAGCAACCAACAAUUUUGACACUGCAUGUUGCAUUGGGAAGGGUGGAUAUGGAACUGUCUACAAGGCAAAGCUACCAUCUGGCAGCAUAGUUGCCGUGAAGAAACUCUAUCCAGUACAUGAUAGUGAGGAGGCAUCUCAGAAGGAGUUUUUCAAUGAAAUAAGGGCACUACUGGAGAUACGACACCGAAACAUUGUGAAACUUCUUGGUUUUUGUUCAAAUGUGCAUCACUCCUUCUUGGUGUAUGAGUAUCUAGAAAAGGGAAGCCUCUCUGCAAACUUGAGCAACGAAUUAGAAGCAAAGAAAUUGAACUGGAGUACAAGGGUGAAUAUAGUUAAAGGCGUGGCUCAAGCCUUAUCUUAUAUGCAUCAUGAUUGUGUGCUACCUAUUGUGCAUCGAGACACAUCAAGCAACAACAUUUUGGUGAAUGACGACUAUGAGCCCUGUGUUGCAGACUUUGGCACUGCCAAGCUUUUAAAUCCAGACUCAUCAAAUUGGACAACCCCUGCAGGAACAUAUGGAUAUGUAGCCCCAGAGCUCGCUUUCACGAUGAAGGUAACUGAGAAAUGUGAGUGCUGGCACUGGAAGUCCUAAUGGGGAAGCAUCUGGGUGAUUUGGUCUCCUCAUUUCCGAAUCCUUCAGCAAAUGAAAACAUGUCACUGAAGGAUUUGUUGGACUAACGGCUUCCCCCUCCGACACCUGAUGUUGAGGAUGAACUGAUUACCAUUGCAAGACCAGCAAUCGAGUGCAGAUAUUCCCAUCCACAAUCAAGGCCAACAAUGCAAAUGGUUUCUCAGGUGCUAUCAUCCCAAAAUCAUAUUCCUACAGACAGCAGGACAUUACACUUGAAUCAAUCAUUAAGAACUGAUCUGUGCAUUUCUUUCCAUACGACUCGUAGUAGUAAAAUAGAUGAUCUUGUUUAUAUCAUAUUUAGGGAAUUAUGCAUUCCUAUUCAACUGAAGCUAUCCAUGUAUAUUGUUGUCAGAAAGAUUAAAGUCUUGCACUACUCUU